AUCGUAAUCUAUACUAAGAGAUUUUGAUUAAAUUCCAUUUUUUAUAGUAAACUUUCUGCAAAAUAUCAUCAGUAAUCACAACAUACGAAAACACUUACUAACAACAUUAGCUUCUACCUCUGCUGAUGAUAGCUAGUAAUUAAAUUUCACUAAUAAUCCUUCAAUCCAAAAUGAAUUAUAUCCUUAUAAAAAAGUACAGAUAAACCAAUAUUAUUUUAAGUGCAAAAAGUGUGAACUGGAACAGGUAUCAGUUUUAUUUUAUAUUAGGUUUUAAUUUAGUUUAUUACAGAAUCUUUAUACAGAACCUCUACAAAAAUGGUUUUAAAAUUAAUAUUAGUGCUUUGUUUGAUUUUCGUUGGUAUCAAAUCUGCAUCAGUGUUUAAUGCUGAGAGUUUUGCUUCAUACCAUGAAAGAUUUCAUCCCACAAAUAAUGAUACCAGUACAUUCAUUGUGGGUGGUCUACCUGUAGAUAUAUCGUCUUAUAGGUACCAAGUUUCUCUUCAGUAUUGGCAUAGACAUAUGUGUGGAGGAGCUUUGAUUUCAAAUCUAUGGGUUUUGACGGCAGCUCAUUGUACCAAAAUGUUCAUUUUUCCUCUGCCCAAAUAUUCCAUGUCAGUCCGUCUGGGAUCGAGAUUUCAGCAAAAUGAAGGUUUUGUCUAUCAAAUUGCCGAAGUCAUUGAUCAUCCUCAAUAUAAUUUCAAUACUAUAGACUACGACAUAUCUUUACUUCGAUUGGGUAGAGCAGUGACAUUUGGCAAUACUAUCCAGCCCAUUCCGUUACCAUCAAGGGAUCAGGCUUUGGUACCUGGUUCAGUUUGUACUAUAACUGGUUGGGGUACUUUAACACAAGGUGGCGUUACUCCAGCUGGAUUACAGAUGGUGCAAGUACCCUUGAUCAGCAAUGAAAGCUGUAACCAGUAUUAUUCAACUGGCACAGGACCCGCAGCUAUAACAGACGGAAUGAUGUGCGCCGGAUCUCCAUACGGAGGAAGAGACGCUUGCCAAAACGAUUCUGGUGGUCCAUUGGUAGUUGAUGGACUUCUAAUUGGCAUUGUUAGCUGGGGUUAUGGUUGCGCUCAGUAUCAGGCACCUGGAGUAUACGCUAACGUGGUGUUUUUCAGGGACUGGAUACAACAACACAGUGGGCUUUAAGAAAAUAAUAAAUAAAUACAAAUUAAUA
Molecule: messenger RNA, 1180 nt
Organism: Sitophilus oryzae (rice weevil)
Lineage: Eukaryota; Metazoa; Arthropoda; Insecta; Coleoptera; Curculionidae
Product: trypsin-3-like
Exons: 5
Coding region: 316-1152 (278 amino acids)
Biological process (GO): proteolysis
Molecular function (GO): serine-type endopeptidase activity
Source: RefSeq, a predicted model, not a curated record